AUGGAGGCCUGCCCUACUAGUAGUACAUGGAGGGAAAAACAAGCAUUGCACCCUCCUAUGGCUGGUCAAGGGAGAGGUGGGGGAACGAGACUUGCUAGAGUUGAUGCUGCAGGGGGGGUCAAGGUCGUAGACGGGUCCAUCCUAGACGGUGAACCCGACACAUUUCGAAGAAAACAUAGGGUGAAAGGUAUCUCGCACGGGAAGAAGCUGAGCCUUAAAAACUUGACAUUUCCUAUGAUGGGGGAACAAAACGAGUGGUUUUGGUCAGAAAUGAAUAUGUCCGGUCUUACUCCCCUUCUGACUAGUGGGUACGAGAACAUUUCUCACGGGUUUGUUUGUGCAAUGAGAGAGAGAUGGCAUGAGGAGACCAGCAACUUCCAUCUACCGGUUGGGGAGAUGACCAUCACACUAGAUGAUGUGGCGUGUCUCCUAGGCAUCCCCAUCAUUGGGAGACUCCUUUCGGAUAAAGAGUUAACCCGUGAGGAGGCGCUAGAGAUGAUGCAGACAAACCUACUUUUUACAGCGGAGGCUGCCGGUAAGGAGCUGACAAGACAGGGUGCUUCUCACAUCAGUUUUGGUGCAUUGAAGACGCGGUACGAGGAGAUCUUGAAUAGGUGUAACCAGCUGCUUGUGCCAGACACAGAGGAGGAGCAAGAGGAGCAAGCUCGAGUUAGGCUGGCCUGCAUUAAGGCGUUUAUGUUGCUCUUGAUUGGCUGGACCAUUUUUUCCGGCAAGAACAGCAAAAACAUUAAUCUUUUUUGGCUACUUGCGCUGCAAGAUAUGGACGAGUUGGACAGCUGGUCAUGGGGUGGGAUGAGACUUGCUUUCCUAUAUGAGCAGCUAUCUCUUACCUUCGACUCAUAUGUGGCCUCCUGUGGUGGUUACAUGACAUUGCUUGUGAUAAUAUUUGUUUUUCUUCUUUUUUACUUAUUGGAUCGUAAAUGUUUAGUUGUUUGUAUAAUUCUUGCGGUGAUAUAA
Molecule: messenger RNA, 978 nt
Organism: Medicago truncatula (barrel medic)
Lineage: Eukaryota; Viridiplantae; Streptophyta; Magnoliopsida; Fabales; Fabaceae
Product: protein MAIN-LIKE 1-like
Exons: 2
Coding region: 1-978 (325 amino acids)
Biological process (GO): meristem development; meristem maintenance
Source: RefSeq, a predicted model, not a curated record